This is a messenger RNA of Penicillium crustosum, 1371 nucleotides long. RefSeq lists its product as uncharacterized. NCBI's taxonomy places the organism in Eukaryota, Fungi, Ascomycota, Eurotiomycetes, Eurotiales, Aspergillaceae. The record is from RefSeq and is a predicted model, not a curated record. Bases 1 to 1371 code for a protein of 456 amino acids. The transcript has a single exon. Gene Ontology annotation, molecular function: protein binding.
AUGAAGAUUCAAGGCUUCGUUGCAAGCGCGUUUCUCCUGUUUCUGUCGGUGACCAGUGUCUUCGCCGCACCGGCCGACCCAAAUUCCCUCGAAGGCAUGUGUCACGCUGUUAAAAACACAACAGUCACUAACCUAUACAGUUCGGACUUCCCAUUGCAAUCGAAAGGAUUGGAAUUGCAAGAACUGGGAUUGGAACAAGUGCGUUUGCAACGACAAGCAGGUGUGCCACAAGGAUCCCAAGUGCAACAACUGGGAUUGGAAAAAUGUGUCUGCAACGACAAGCCCUGCCAGAAGGAUCCCAAGUGUAAGGACUGGGAUUGGAAAAAAUGUGUCUGCAAUGACAAGCCCUGCCACAGGGAUCCGAAGUGCAAGGACUGGGACUGGAAGAAGUGCGUUUGCAACGACAAGCAUUGUGAUAGAAAGGAUUGGAAGUGUAAGGAUUGGGAUUGGAACAAGUGCAUUUGCAAAGAUAAGCAUUGUGAUCGAAAAGAUUGGAAGUGCAAGGACUGGGACUGGAACAAGUGCGUUUGCAACGACAAGCAGGUGUGCCACAAGGAUCCCAAGUGCAACAACUGGGAUUGGCAAAAAUGCGUCUGCAACGACAAGCCCUGCCACAGGGAUCCCAAGUGUAAGGAUUGGGAUUGGAACAAGUGCAUUUGCAAAGAUAAGCAUUGUGAUCGAAAGGAUUGGAAGUGCAAGGACUGGGAUUGGAACAAGUGCAUCUGCAACGACAAGCCCUGCCAGAAGGAUCCCAAGUGUAAGGACUGGGAUUGGAAAAAAUGUGUCUGCAACGACAAGCCCUGUCAGAAGGAUCCCAAGUGCAAGGACUGGGACUGGAACAAGUGCGUCUGCAACGACAAGCCCUGCCAGAAGGAUCCCAAGUGCAAGGACUGGGACUGGAACAAGUGCAUCUGCAACGACAAGCCCUGUCAGAAGGAUCCCAAGUGCAAGGACUGGGACUGGAACAAGUGCGUCUGCAACGACAAGCCCUGCCAGAAGGAUCCCAAGUGCAAGGACUGGGACUGGAACAAGUGCAUCUGCAACGACAAGCCCUGUCAGAAGGAUCCCAAGUGCAAGGACUGGGACUGGAACAAGUGCAUCUGCAACGACAAGCCCUGUCAGAAGGAUCCCAAGUGUAAGGACUGGGACUGGAACAAGUGCAUCUGCAACGACAAGCCCUGCCAGAAGGAUCCCAAGUGCAAGGACUGGGACUGGAACAAGUGCAUCUGCAACGACAAGCCCUGUCAGAAGGAUCCCAAGUGCAAGGACUGGGACUGGAACAAGUGCAUCUGCAACGACAAGCCCUGUCAGAAGGAUCCUAAGUGUAACAAUUGGGAUUGGAACAAAUGCGUCUGCAACGAUAAGCACUGA